Molecule: messenger RNA, 1251 nt
Organism: Thyridium curvatum
Lineage: Eukaryota; Fungi; Ascomycota; Sordariomycetes; Thyridiales; Thyridiaceae
Exons: 4
Coding region: 1-1251 (416 amino acids)
Biological process (GO): signal transduction; cell division; positive regulation of protein phosphorylation
Cellular component (GO): cytoplasm; nucleus
Molecular function (GO): protein kinase activator activity
Source: RefSeq, a predicted model, not a curated record
AUGUUGAUCAGAUUUCUCACGACCGGACACGCUGUCAGCGACGACUGGUGGUAUCCUACCAUGUGGUUAAUGCGGGACGACCUUGUCCGCUGCUUCAUGGACCUCAUGCUCAAGUUCGAGUUCAUCUAUCCCUACGUCAUGCUCUGCCGGCUCGUGGAGGUGCUGCAUUAUGUCAAGUGGCUCGCAUGGUCCAUCACCCGCCACCAUCUCCGCCACCUGCACCUUCUCAAUGCCCGCUUCCGCGGCACCUCUUCCAAGUCUUCGGGUGGCCAGACCAAGAGUCCCACCUCUUCCACCUCCGGCGCGCCCUCGCCUGUUCCGACCAGCCACUCGCAAGGCAGCCAGUCAUCGAUCAACCUUUCGGCAAAGCUACCUCCCCUCCCAAACUCCCCCUCGCUUGCUCAGACCAUCGGCAUGGACGAGUCGAGCGGCGCAAUGUCCAGCGGCGCCGACAUUCUCGCCUCCUACCACCUGCCCUCUCCCCUGCCCAUGUGGCUCAAUCCCAAUUACGCCAAGCACAUUGUGAAGGGUAACUUCAUGACCUUGAGCGCGCGCCCCAAGACGGUUGAGCAGGGCGAAUGGAUAGCGCACCACGUUGUUGAACAUUAUCGAAAUCUCUGGAAUUUUGUCCGCGUGCUUCACGAGAAGGAGGAUGACGGAACCUCCAUCUGCAAUGCCAGCACUUGCCCACGAAUGUCUGCUGGAGCUAAUCAUUCUUUCACGUGGCUGAAUUCUCGCCGCGAGCCCGUUGAGCUUCCUGCUAUGGAGUACAUGACCCUGAUGCAACGGUGGAUCUCUGGCAAGAUCGAUGACACAAAGAUCUUCCCCACAGAGGCGUCUGGUGUCUCCUUUGCACACAACCCCAGCAUCACCACGACUCCCCUAUCGCAGCUGACGAGCCAGACCGAGCGAGAGUGGGUUGGCAAGCGCAGCGGUUUCCCCGAGAACUUUGUCGACGUCUGCCAGACCAUCUUCCGCCAGAUGUUUCGUGUCUAUGCCCAUCUGUACUGGGCCCACUUUGUCGAGCCUUUCUACCACCUCAACCUCGAGAAGCAGCUCAACAGUUGCUUCAGUCAUUUCGUUCUCACGGCGACGGCUCUCGACAUGCUGAAGCCGCACGAGCUGGAGCCUCUGCAACCCCUGAUCGACCUGUGGGCCGCCAAUGGCACCUUUCCUCAAGGCUCCAAGGCCUAUGAGUAUGCCAACCUGCGAGCUGGCGAGUUGCUUCUCCAGCUAGGUGGAGCUUCUUAG